AUGACGACAAGCAGCCAGCCGGCACGCUCAAAAGACGAGCUGCGCACCCAAUUCAUCGACCAUCUACGAAAUCAGAAGGGAUACAUCUUUUUGACGAAAGUGGUACGCGAGGCGGUGAUUCGAAUGCUUGACGAGAAGAGGAGCUACCCGGUCCUUAGCGAUCAAGAACUAAUCUCGCGGUCUGUCAUCUACCACUGGCUACAAAACUCGUCGCUCGAAGCGACGGCUGAAUUGCUACAGGCUGAAACGUACGAGAGGCUGCUCACCCGAGAUGAGUUGACAAACUUUGUGAGCGGAUAUGCGGAGAACGGGCUUGAUGGAUUAUUGCGGGGGAUGGCAGCGAAAACUGGCAGAAAGAUCCCCCGGGAAUCCUGGGUCAGCGGGCAGCCCGUCGGAAAAUUCGAGUUUGAAGAGGUGAAGGAGGCGAUGACAUCACAUUUGGUGGAUAGGCAAAAAGCUGUGGAUAUCUCGAUGCCAAUAGAGAGACCGGCUGAUGCUCCAAAGGCACAACCAAUUCGACCUCUACAAUCGAAUACGGCUUCUUCUUCUGCUUCUCUAUUCCCAGCCCUUACUUCGAGUCUACCGCCAUUGGGAGGCUCCCUUCCGCCCCUCGGCCUCUCCACCUCCUCCACCGCCUCGCGAACCCAGCAAAUGCGCAGUAUAGCGGCUCUCGAUUUUUCUGAAAAACUGGACUCCCCCGUCUCGUCAGCCGCUUCUGAACCUGAGGAACACUCGCUGAAAAGCGGGCUUAGCUCGCUGCGCUCUGAAAAACCGUCCCAAAACUCGGCAGACAGUCACAAAUCUUCGGCAAAAAGAGAGCCAAUAACCCCGAAAUCGCCUCCGAGGGAAGAUGAGGAUUUGGAGGUGGAGGAGCUGAGCGAGUUGGACGUGGACGAUUUGCUACAAUCUGAUGCCGGGUCAAGCAUUUCUUUC
Molecule: messenger RNA, 933 nt
Organism: Mesorhabditis spiculigera
Lineage: Eukaryota; Metazoa; Nematoda; Chromadorea; Rhabditida; Rhabditidae
Source: the annotation of a GenBank genome assembly